AAAUUUCAUCAUACUAGAAUUUUCUUUAAAUAAUCGCGAUAAUGACCACAUCAGAGAACUCUAAUGAACCUAUUAAGGUGGCAGAGGAAAGUGGAAUAUGCGGUGAUGGUAUGAAAGAAUACUUGGAACCCCGAUUUGAGUGUCCUAUUUGUUUAACUUGGCUACGUGAUCCAGUUUUAACAUCUUGUGGUCAUAAAUUUUGUUCACGGUGCAUUUACACUUGGUUACAAAGAGAAGGUGCAUGCUGUCCGAUAGACAGUCAACCUUUAAAAUCUGAAAGCGAUCUUUUCAGAGAUCUUUAUACAAGUAGAGAGAUAUCUCAACAGCGCACUACAUGUGCAUAUCGUCAAUUUGGUUGUUUGGCUGAAUUGUCACCAGUUGAUAUGGAGAUGCAUAUCAAUGAAUGUACAUACAAAAACCUUUCUACAUCGGAAGGGAUUCCAUGUUCCUUUAAAGACGUUGGUUGCAUGGAAUUAUUUUGUUCAAAAGAAUCUUUGCGCAUUCAUUUGGAAAAAAAUGUCAAUUCACAUUUAACCAUGAUACUAAAUUCGCUUCAACGCUUAUCAAUGACUCAAGGCCACGUUAGUGCUUUAUCUGCAGAAUCUAAGUUAUGGGAUCCACCACCCAAAAAUGGAACAUCGGUAUCAGAUAAAGAACCACCGCCGGAUUGGCAACAAUUAUUAAAGAGUUUGUACGAAAGGAUAGUAGUACUGGAACAACAAAAUCGAGAACUUUCUAUUACUGUCUCCAAUCAAAAAAAUCAACUUACAGCCUUACAAACUUCAAUGCGCUUUACCAAAGAGGAAAUGCUAUUACAUAAUUGCAAUGGUGUUUAUAUCUGGAAAUUAAAUUCCUUUCAAGAAAAACUUAACUCCAUGAUAGAUGAUCCUUUAAAGAUGUAUUAUAGUUCUGGAUUUUACACCGGACCUAACGGCUACAAAAUGUGUGCCAGAAUAAACAUAUCUUCCAAGGAUCCAGAAUUUUUGUCAUUACUUUUACAUAUCAUGAAAUCGGAAAAUGACGAUGCAUUGGAUUGGCCCUUCAAUGGCGUCAUGUAUUUCGUAUUGAUACAUCCACAUAAUUCAGAAAAAGAUAUUAGAGAGAAAACUUGUUCAAGACCGGAUCUUGAAGCUUUUAGAAAACCUAUUUGUGAAUUAAAUAAACGUAGUUUCGGUUACGUUGAAUUUGUACGUACGCAGGAUUUACCUGAUUUUUUACGAAGAGACACUUUAACUUUUCGUAUCGAAGUACGAGCCUACGAUAAAUUUCAAUUACCAUUACUCUGAAACCAAUUGUUUUACUUAUU
Molecule: messenger RNA, 1306 nt
Organism: Polistes canadensis
Lineage: Eukaryota; Metazoa; Arthropoda; Insecta; Hymenoptera; Vespidae
Gene: Traf6
Product: TNF receptor-associated factor 6
Exons: 6
Coding region: 42-1286 (414 amino acids)
Biological process (GO): positive regulation of JNK cascade; tumor necrosis factor-mediated signaling pathway; protein K63-linked ubiquitination
Cellular component (GO): plasma membrane signaling receptor complex
Molecular function (GO): metal ion binding; protein binding
Source: RefSeq, a predicted model, not a curated record